Strongylus vulgaris is the source of this 820-nucleotide messenger RNA. The record is from the annotation of a GenBank genome assembly. NCBI's taxonomy places the organism in Eukaryota, Metazoa, Nematoda, Chromadorea, Rhabditida, Strongylidae.
UAUAUAAGACACCCUUCUUGCAAUCGCCAAUGUCCUGUAAUAGCCGGUUUUAGGUUCCGAAUGCAACGUAGACGUGUGCACUGUACACGAGAACAAUAAAUUGAUACGAAUAUCGGCGAAUGCGAUUUCAUACGGGUGGUUGGGAGAUGUCCUGCGAGAUUCCGAACGUUAUCGAUGGCUGGGUCCUAUCAGAUAUCAAUGGAGCGCACUGCGCACGACGAUACGGCAUCCAAUCUACAAAGGAAAGGUUUCUUUCACAUUAUCGCAAAAGGAGACAGAAGAUCCGAACAAAAUGCUACCCGCAUGUGUUAAGCCAUGUGAUGCAUGCGACAAGUCGUCAAAGAGUGACAGCCAGGUGGUUACGGCCUUUCCGCGGUAUGACUACCACUGGCAUGCUGAAUUCACUCAUGUGAUCUGCUGUGUGAUCCCGACUGUUACACCCUUCACGCCUUACGGUCUGGCACCGUUCACCGGUAAGUGUUCUUCAUUAUCAUCCUUACAAUCAGAGAUUUCUCGAUGUCAUAACAUACAGUUCAUGAGGAAAGUGGCGAUGUACGGAGGAAAAGGGUUAUACCAACUAGACCGAACGCUGUGUUGCUUUCGAGUUUUGCGGUGGUCGUUCGAACCAGACGCAGAUCAGGUGGAUCCUGGUGUCUGGAAUUUGGACGGAGAAAUACUGGAGCAACCCAAAAACACUGCGCUGCAUUUUAGAUUACAUCCUCGAUUAAUCAGCUUCUUUGGCCGUGAUGCUGCAAUGAUUGAACCUUCAAAGAGAAAAAGUUUCGUAAAGAAGAGAAAGUCAAGUAUUGUUUACAGUUGA